Tribolium castaneum (red flour beetle) is the source of this 3844-nucleotide messenger RNA. RefSeq names its product Lysine demethylase 2 (gene Kdm2). Gene Ontology annotation, biological process: regulation of transcription by RNA polymerase II; protein demethylation. The transcript is spliced from 6 exons. Gene Ontology annotation, molecular function: transcription coregulator activity; protein binding; zinc ion binding. The coding region runs from base 603 to 3722 and encodes 1039 amino acids. The record is from RefSeq and is a predicted model, not a curated record. NCBI's taxonomy places the organism in Eukaryota, Metazoa, Arthropoda, Insecta, Coleoptera, Tenebrionidae.
GAAAAAAUUUUACUAUUAAAAUUAUAAUCAAUAUACAAAACUAACGAUUUCAAUUGAAUUUUUCGAAAUGAAAAGACAGCCCAACUGCGUUAUUUGUUGAAUCAAACUUUCGGGCUCGUCAACAGAAACUGAGAAAGACAUGGAUGAAGUAAUCGGCUUAGAAACAUGGCAAGGAUGACAAGCACGAAAGUGGUAUUUUCCGCCCUCGGUGACUCCAAUCGAUACACUGCAGUGCAGAAAAGUGACAUCAGAAGCCGAAGACACUUAAAAAAUUCGGAAUCACGAAACGAUCUGCUUUUUUCCGCUCCUUCACGUAACUUCGUUACUUUUUAACCGGAAGUUUUGAUAAUUCAUUUGCUAGGAUUUUGUUGACAUUUUUUCGUCCCUUGACGCAACUGGUUCCCUAAUCUAAUAUUAGAUCGUCCGAAUUUCCGCUCGAUUUAUCCCACGAACAAGGAAUUAGGGAUUAACGCAAUAAUGAUUCAAACAAAUUUUUGUGCUUGAGGAUUUAAAAAAAAGGGCUUAUUCCCGGCCCGUCAUUGCAUAUUUAGCGCAAAAUACUUUGGGUGCUGAAACCCAAUUUUCGUUCAUUGUCAACUUUGAUGAAAUUUCAUCCUCGUCCCUCGGCCCGACGCAUGCCCGCCGCCACUUUUCAGGCGUCGAGUCGGCAACUUUCAGGAUUUCAGUACCACAAAAUGGCGCACAGGGGUAAAAAGCUCCAGCGCUCCGACGAUCGCCAAAGCUACAUCUCACGUAUGAGAGAACGCAAACAGAAGAAACUUUACUCGGAGGAUUGGGCGCUCGGAGAUGACGAGAUCGAGGGCCGAAGGUCGUUCAAUCUCCAGGAAAAACUGGAGAAUCCGCUCUUCGCCACGCACAACAUCGUCAAGGAAAUGCACGGGAAUGAGCUGAAUGUGGCGUAUUUUCAAAAACAUGGGUUCAAUACGCCCCUGCUCUUUAAAGAGAAGACCGGAUUGGGUUUGCGCGUCCCGACGUCGAACUUCACGAUCAACGACGUCCGCAUGUGCGUCGGUUCGCGUCGCAUCCUCGACGUAAUGGACGUCAACACGCAAAAAAACAGCGAAAUGACAAUGAAAGAAUGGCAAAAGUACUACGAAGACCCCGCCAAAGACAAACUCCUCAACGUCAUCUCGCUCGAAUUCUCGCACACAAAACUCGAAAACUACGUCCAAAGCCCCACAGUCGUCCGUCAAGUCGACUGGGUGGACUGUGUUUGGCCACGCCACCUCAAAGAAAGCCAAACCGAGGCCACCAACCUCCUCGAAGACAUGAAGUACCCCAAAGUGCAAAAGUACUGCCUCAUGUCGGUCAAGGGCUGCUACACGGACUUCCACGUGGAUUUUGGCGGGACCUCCGUCUGGUACCACAUCCUCAAAGGCUCCAAGGUCUUCUGGCUCAUCCCGCCUACUGAGCACAACCUGGCUCUGUACGAACGGUGGGUGCUUUCGGGCAAACAGUCGGAUAUUUUUUUCGGAGAUACGGUGGAUAAGUGCGCGAGGAUUGUCCUCACGGAGGGUAACACGUUUUUUAUACCGACUGGGUGGAUACAUGCGGUUUAUACGCCGAUGGAUUCGCUGGUUUUCGGUGGGAAUUUUUUACAUUCGUAUGGAAUCGAUAAACAGUUGAAGAUCGCGCAUGUUGAGGAUACCACCAAAGUGCCGCAAAAGUUUAGAUAUCCGUUUUUUACCGAAAUGUUGUGGUAUGUGCUCGAACGGUACGUGCAUUGUCUCUUAGGGAAUUCACAUCUGACGACGGGACACGAUGUGGCGAUACCGCCAGAUCGGCCCCAUGUGCAUCUGACGCAGGCGGAGCUGCACGGACUGAAGGAAAUCGUCAUGUUCCUGCACAUGCUCCCCGCCAACAAGAAGAACGUCCCCGACCUGAUCCGCGACCCCGUGUCCCUCAUCCAGGACGUGCGCACCCUCAUCGGCCACCACCGGCAGGACAGCCGAGAGCUGGCCAUCACCGGCCGUCCCGUCCUCUGGCUGCCCGACGACCACGAUCGCAAGUCCCUCUACCCGCGUCCGUACGCAAAAUCGAACGGCGUUCGGCCGCCGAAGCCGGCAUUCAAGUCGAAGUCGGGCCUCGGCGGCGGCGCCGGCGACAAAGGCGGCCCGCGCCGCCGCCGCACCCGCUGCAAGAAGUGCGAAGCGUGCCAGAGGAGCGACUGCGGCGAGUGCAGUUUCUGUCUGGAUAUGGUCAAGUUCGGGGGGCCCGGAAGGGCCAAACAGACGUGCAAUAUGCGGCAGUGUCUGCAGCCGAUGCUGCCGGUGACGGCCGCUUGUGUGCACUGCGGCUUGGACGGCUGGAAUCAGACGCCGGUGACGCCGCUGCAGAAGGGGCCGCAGCGGUGCGAGAGUGCCAGCAAUCUUAUGGAGUGUUCGGUUUGCUACGAAAUCGCGCACCCCUCGUGCGUGCAACGCCUCUGCCCCGACUUCACCGGCUACAUAAACGAGGACAUGCCCAACUCGUGGGAAUGCCCCAUGUGUUGCAAACUGGGCAAGAACACCGACUACCGACCUCGCCACUUCCGCGCCCGCCAAAAAUCCAGCGACAUGCGUCGAAUGUCCAUAAGUUCGGACGCUUCCAGCGCAUUCGACUCCAAGCUCCACCAGGAGCACUACUCGGACUCGGGCAGCGAAAACGACAACAAGGACAAUAACAAGGAUCUCCUCCCGAUUAAGAAGCGCCGCAGCAGCGAGGGAACCCCCGAAAUCGAGACGAGCAAAAGCCAAGCGAGCGAUUUACCCCGAAAAACGGCGUUCCGCAUGCAACUCGCCCACCAAAUCGCGAGCAAUUCGACGAAAAUGUUGAAGAAGCCGAUGGUGGUGGUGCGACCGGCGCCCAUUUUGAUGAUGAAUCCGCUGCCGGGGAAUAACCUAGCGUUGGAUAAACGCUGCGUUUUGAAUAUUUUCAAGUAUUUGAGUCCGAAGGACUUGUUGAAUUGUGCGCUGGUUUGUAAGACUUGGGCCACGUAUUCCAUUGAUCCGACGCUGUGGCGGGUCAUGGCCUUCAGUCGGAAGCACAUUUCGUCCGAUAUUCUCAAAGGAAUCGUCCGGAGGCAGCCAGAAGUGCUGAGACUGGACUGGUGCCACAUCAACAAAUUCCAGCUCCCGUGGCUCAUCCAGCGCCUCAGCAACCUCAAAGAACUGUCCCUAGUGAGUGUCAACGUCAAGACAGCCAUCUCCCUGCGCACCAACCACUCGGCCGUCUUACAACACUUAGAUCUCAGUUUCAUCUCAGAUUUCAACGAUGCCGCACUUAGAGAAAUCCUCGGCCCGAACAACGACUCGCGGCGCGGUUUAGCCGACGAGAAAAUACGCUUUCGCAACUUGCGGACGCUUAAACUCGCAGGAACCGACGUUACCGACAUUGCCAUGCGGUACGUGACUCAGUAUUUGCCCAAUUUGCAGCAUCUCAGUCUGAGUCUGUGUCCGCGGAUUAGCGAUGCCGGGAUUGCGCAAUUAACGACUAAGCCGGCAACGACCGUUGGGAGUUUGGUUAGUCUUGAUCUGAGCCACUCGAAACUGGUGACUGAGACGAGUUUGGAACAUUUGGCCAAGUGUGAGAGUUUAGUGCGGUUGGACUGUAGACACUCGUUGCAGAUUUCGACGCAAGCACUGAUCAAGUUUGCCGCGAAAAGUGAUAAGAACUUGCAAGUGAGGGACAUUAAGUUGGUUGAUAAGAGGUUGAAGGCGUGACUGAUACGUAAUUUAUUUCAAUAGGCUUGAUGUGUGAGGAUUGUGGAUGUGUAUAUAGUAUUAUUCUUUGAUAUAAGUGAUUUGUAUGAGACAUAGCGGAAAAUACAAUUUUUUAUAUUAUU